AUGCAUACAGUGCAGCUGCGCACUGCGCACGCAACUCCAGCUGACGCCCCACAAUUUUGCCCCGUUGCCCAGCUGCCCCCCCUGUGCCGCCCAGUCGAGUCGGGUCGCGUCCGAGUUUUUCGCUUUCCUCUUGGAUUCCGACUCCGAUUCCGACCCCGAUUCCGACUCCGCAGCAUUCACGGCCGGAAAGCUAGUAUGGCUUCGCACCCGUGGGCGAAAGAGCUCGCCGUUGCGCAGGCCGCCGUCCUCCGCGCCGCCCGCCUCACCAAGGACGCCCUCUCCUCCGUCCACGCGCGGUCCAAGCCCGACGCCUCGCCCGUCACGGCGGCCGACCUCGCCGCCCAAGCACUCCUCACCAGCAUCCUGCGCGCGGAAUUCCCCCACGACCGCUUCGUCGGCGAGGAAGGCUCGGCCGUCCUGCGGGGGGACCCGGCCCUGAGGGACAGGGUGCACGAGCUGUACUCGGCGGCUGCCGCUGCCGCGCCGGGCUGCGCCUCGAGCCCGGACGAGAUGCUGCGGCUCAUCGACCUGGGCGGCCAAGGCACGGGGGGGCCCCGCGGCCGGUUCUGGGUCAUGGACCCGGUCGACGGGACGGCCGGCUUCCUGCGGGGCGAGCAGUACGCCGUGGCGCUGGCGCUCGUCGAGGACGGCGCCGAGGCCGUCGCGGCCAUAGCCUACCCCAACCUGCGGCUGGUCGGGGGCCGCGUCGCCGAGUCGAGCGUCGACUCCCGCGGCCUCGGCGUCAUGCUCUCCGCCGCGAGGGGCCACGGCGCCAGCGUCACCUGGCUGCCCUGCGCCGAGGGCCCCUGGGAGACGCGCCCGCUGGCCAGGCUGCCGCCGCCGCCCGACGCCCCUCCGUCCAAGCUGCACGUCGUCGACUGCGACAGGAACCGCGCGUCUCACCGGAGAGUCGUGGCCCGGGUGUGCGACAGGCUGGGCGCCGACUUCCCGGGCACCGAUGUGUGGUCGUCGCAUGUCCGCUACGCGAGCCUGAUCCUGGGCGGCGGCGACUUCUGGGUCAGGACGCCCUCGGGACCCGAGAGCUGGCCCUGCAUAUGGGACCACGCGGGCGCGCAGCUGAUAUACACAGAGGUGGGCGGCAAGGCCACCGACCUGGACAACCGCGCCGUCGACUUUGGCGCCGGGAGGCACUUGUCCAGGAACAGGGGCCUGGUUCUCGCGCGGGCCGAGCUUCAUGAACAGGUAGUAGCUGCUGUCAGACAGGAAGUCGGCCAGGGCUACGUCCCGUAG
Molecule: messenger RNA, 1251 nt
Organism: Ustilaginoidea virens
Lineage: Eukaryota; Fungi; Ascomycota; Sordariomycetes; Hypocreales; Clavicipitaceae
Exons: 1
Coding region: 1-1251 (416 amino acids)
Biological process (GO): sulfate assimilation
Molecular function (GO): 3'(2'),5'-bisphosphate nucleotidase activity
Source: RefSeq, a predicted model, not a curated record